UAGCUCGUCCCUAACUCCCCCUCGCACCUCCCCUGCAAAUGGCGACACUAAACCACCUUUCUUCAGUUCACAUUUCGACUUCCUCUCUUCGUCCAUUCGCUGCUCCCUCUUCCACAAAUACCCCUAACCUCUCACUCAAUUCACAAGCCGGACCAUUCUCCCUUUUCCUCCCAUCCAUUUCUCUAAAACCUCACACCAAACCCAAACCUCGGGCUUCGGUCAUCGUUUUGGCGGUCAAGACCCUCGCGGAGACGGAGCUCAUCGUCGUCCCAGAAGACUCCGAUCAAUUCGCCGGACAAUUUCCGCCGGAGACCGGCGUUUACGCCGUCUUCGACAGUGACGGCGACCUCCAGUUCGUCGGACUAUCCAGGAACAUUGCCGCGAGUGUUCUCUCUCAUCGGAAAUCGGUACCGGAGCUUUGUCAUUCCGUCAAGGUUGGUGUAGUAGAUGAACCGGAUAAAACAGCCCUAACUCAGGCUUGGAAAUCAUGGAUGGAGGAGCAUAUUAAAGCCACUGGAAAGGUACCUCCAGGUAAUGCAUCAGGGAAUACAACUUGGGUGCGACAGGCACCGAAGAAGAAGGCUGAUCUACGGCUCACACCAGGCCGCCACGUCCAACUGACUCUACCAAUGGAGGAACUCAUUGAUCGGUUGGUAAAGGAGAACAAAGUGGUGGCUUUCAUUAAGGGUUCAAGAAGUGCACCACUUUGUGGAUUCUCACAGAGGGUUAUUGGCAUCCUCGAAAGUGAAGGCGUGGAUUAUGAGAGUGUCGAUGUGCUUGAUGACGAGCAUAAUUUCGGAUUAAGGGAGACGCUGAAGAGGUACAGCAACUGGCCUACUUUCCCUCAGAUAUUUGUUGGUGGAGAAUUGGUUGGAGGUUGUGAUAUUCUGACAUCUAUGAAUGAGAAGGGUGAACUUGGUAGUUUGUUCAAGAAGUAAAUGGCGUUGGAGUUUUGACCUGUUUGUUGGUCGUUUUCAUAUAUGGCAUUGGUCAAUAGGGGAUGGUUUUGCUAUGGUUUAGGCAGUCCAAAUCAUUUCGAUUUACUGAGCUAAAAGGAAUAGUGAAUCUUAGACUUGCAACUUUGUUUGCGAUCUUCAUUAAUAGAACUGAGAAAAUUAUUCCAAUCUAACGAAGUGCAUCUUAAAAGUAGAAAAAUGUUGUCUAGGCAUGUCUACGCUCCUUUUCCACUGUUUUGGUAGUUUUUACCAUUGCAAAUAUUUUCAUUUGCAUGCAUACGACAAACUCUUGAACAAAAGGACCUCACUUUAACGACCAACAUGUAUUUCUAAGGCUUCAUCAAGGGGAAAAAAAAU
Morus notabilis is the source of this 1313-nucleotide messenger RNA. RefSeq names its product bifunctional monothiol glutaredoxin-S16, chloroplastic. The coding region runs from base 39 to 938 and encodes 299 amino acids. The transcript is spliced from 2 exons. The record is from RefSeq and is a predicted model, not a curated record. NCBI's taxonomy places the organism in Eukaryota, Viridiplantae, Streptophyta, Magnoliopsida, Rosales, Moraceae.